Molecule: messenger RNA, 2131 nt
Organism: Drosophila suzukii
Lineage: Eukaryota; Metazoa; Arthropoda; Insecta; Diptera; Drosophilidae
Gene: Hsp60C
Product: Heat shock protein 60C
Biological process (GO): apoptotic mitochondrial changes; protein import into mitochondrial intermembrane space; protein refolding
Cellular component (GO): mitochondrial matrix; mitochondrial inner membrane
Molecular function (GO): ATP-dependent protein folding chaperone; ATP binding; protein-folding chaperone binding
Source: RefSeq, a predicted model, not a curated record
UAUACAUCACAAAACAGAAGUAGUAACAACAAAUAAUAGUGCAAUUCAGUGUAUAAGAAGAUUUUGGAUUUUAAACAAAAUAAACAACAGGAAUCUGUGGAAAUUUAGUAAAGAGUAGUCUAGAAGCCUGUGGAUCAGUCUGUCAGUAGUAUACGAUACUUCAGUUUCCCAUUUUACAUUUAACAGCACGAGCUUCAACAGUGUUUCCCUAUUCACCAGUAAAAAGCAACAAUCAUUCAUCAUGAUGCGCAUGUUCACCGGCUCCCUGCGGCGUACUGCCAGGAUCAACCAUGUCCUGUGGGCGCGCUCCUACGCCAAGGAUGUGAAGUUUGGACCUGAGGUAAGGGCGAUGAUGCUUCAAGGAGUAGAUGUCCUGGCAGAUGCGGUGGCCGUGACCAUGGGACCCAAGGGACGCAACGUGAUCAUCGAACAGAGCUGGGGCUCCCCGAAAAUCACCAAGGACGGCGUGACGGUGGCCAAGUCGAUCGCUCUGAAGGACAAGUUCCAGAACAUUGGGGCCAAACUGGUCCAGGAUGUGGCCAAUAACACGAAUGAGGAGGCAGGUGAUGGCACCACCACGGCCACCGUUUUAGCCCGCGCCAUUGCCAAAGAGGGCUUCGAGAAGAUAUCAAGGGGUGCCAAUCCGGUGGAGAUUCGACGCGGGGUGAUGCUGGCCAUCGAGAAUGUGAAGGACAACCUGAAGAAAAUGUCCCGUCCUGUCAGCACUCCCGAGGAGAUCUGCCAGGUGGCGACCAUCUCGGCCAAUGGCGAUAAGUCGGUGGGCAACCUCAUCAGCGAGGCCAUCAAGAAGGUGGGUCGGGAUGGGGUGAUCACGGUGAAGGACGGCAAGACCCUCUGCGACGAGCUGGAGGUGAUCGAGGGCAUGAAGUUCGACCGGGGCUACAUUUCCCCUUACUUUAUCAACUCCUCCAAGGGAGCCAAGGUGGAGUUCCAGGAUGCCCUGCUGCUCUUCUGCGAGAAGAAAAUCAAGUCGGCCCAGAGCAUUGUUCCAGCUCUGGAGUUGGCCAACUCCCAGCGCAGGCCACUGGUUAUUAUAGCCGAGGAUCUGGAGGCGGAGGCUCUGAGCACCAUGGUGGUCAAUAGGCUGAAAGUGGGCCUCCAGGUGUGCGCGGUGAAGGCUCCUGGUUUUGGGGACAACCGCAAGGAGAUGCUGGCCGACAUGGCCAUAGCCACUGGUGGCAUUGUCUUCGGAGAUGAAGCAAACCUAGUGCGAUUGGAGGACGUCAAGAUGAGCGACUUUGGACGCGUGGGCGAGGUGGUGGUCACCAAGGACGACACCAUGCUGCUCAAGGGCAAGGGGCAGAAGGCAGAGGUGGCCAAGCGGGUGGAGUCCAUACGCGAGGCCAUCAAGGAGUCCACUUCCUCCUACGAGAAGGAGAAGAUGCAGGAGCGACUAGCGCGUCUGUCCUCUGGAGUGGCCCUGCUCCGAGUGGGUGGCUCCAGCGAUGUGGAGGUAAGCGAGAAGAAGGAUCGCGUCCACGACGCCUUAAAUGCCACUCGAGCAGCCGUGGAGGAGGGAAUUGUGCCCGGCGGAGGAACCGCCCUGCUGCGGUGCAUCCAGAAGCUGAACGACCUGAAGGGCGCCAACGAGGACCAGAACAUGGGCAUUGAGAUCAUCCGGCGGGCACUGCGAAUGCCCUGCUUAACCAUAGCGAAGAAUGCAGGAGUGGAUGGAGCCAUGGUGGUGGCCAAGGUGGAGAUCCUGGAUGGGGAUUACGGAUACGAUGCCCUGAAAGGCGAGUUUGGCAACAUGAUUGAGCGGGGCAUCAUCGACCCCACCAAGGUGGUGCGCACCGCCAUCUCAGACGCCGCCGGAGUUGCCUCGCUCCUAACCACCGCUGAGGCAGUGGUCACCGAGCUGCCCCUGGAGGAAGCCGCUGCUGCCGGAGCAGCCGCCGGUUUGGGCGCCCUCGGAGGCAUGGGCAUGGGCGGAAUGGGCAUGUAAUCCAAUCCUAAUCUUAAUCCUUUUACCGCCAUCUCUUGUCCAAAUUCAAAACACGGGAACGUUUACCACACAUGACAAAUGUAUCUACACUUUUACCACAGUUGCGCGCUGCUUAUGGAGAUACCUUGAUUUUAAAUAAAUGUGCACUUAUAUUUUUGUCUGAAA